Messenger RNA from Harpia harpyja (harpy eagle), 5670 nucleotides. RefSeq names its product SH2 domain containing adaptor protein B (gene SHB). The coding region runs from base 421 to 1629 and encodes 402 amino acids. Gene Ontology annotation, molecular function: phosphotyrosine residue binding. Lineage: Eukaryota; Metazoa; Chordata; Aves; Accipitriformes; Accipitridae. The transcript is spliced from 6 exons. The record is from RefSeq and is a predicted model, not a curated record.
CCCACCAGCACCUGGCCCGGCCCCGCCCGGCCCUCCCCGCCCGCGGUCGCGGUGGUGGGCGGGCCCUGGUGGCGAGGCCUGCAUGUAGAUGCGUCCCCCGCCUCCCCAGUGCGUGCUGAGGUCAGGGCGGGCUGCGCUGCAAGCGUGGAGGAGUGGGGUCUGCGCUCGCGAGAGCCCCAGAGCUGCGGGGGAGGAGCGCCUGGCUUGGGCCGGGAGCGGUUUCGUCCCGCCGGGAAGUCGGGGGCCUAAGCAGGGCUCUUCCAGUCGUUGGCAAAGGAAGGGCGGCGUGUGCGCGGAGCGGGGGCGUCUAGCCCGCCCCGCCGCCCUGCUUCUCCAUGCGGGCGGCGGCGGUGAGCUGGGCUGGCUCGCGGGGCGCCGGGAGCAGCGCGCGGUGCUGACAGGCCGCGGCCGGGAGAGACGAUGGCCAAAUGGCUGAAUAAGUACUUCAGCCUGGGCAAUAACAAGACCAAGAGUCCCCCGCAGCCUCCGCGGCCCGACUACCGAGAGAAACGCAACGGUGCCGGCAGCGCGCCCCGCCCCGACGAGCCGCCGCACCGCCACCUUCACCACCACACCUCGCCCGGCUUUCCGCAUCGCCGCCUGCGCGACGACACCAGUGACCUGCUCCGCGCCUACCGCGCCCAGAAAGAACGUGACUUCGAGGACCCCUACAGCGGGCCCGGCUCGUCCCUGAGCAAGUUGCGCGCCAUGUGCCGCCUGGACUACUCCACGUCCUCGGACGUGGGUGAGGCGGCCCCCAAGACUUUCUCCUCCUCGUCGUGCUGCGCUGCACCCCCUGCCACCUGUGCAGCCGGCUCCGCACACCUCUUUCGCAGCCACAGCGAGCGCCGCCCGGCGACACCGCCCAACGUGAAGUACAUCUCCCCCAAGCACCGGCUUAUCAAGGUCGAGAGUAGCGAUGGCGCAGGCGAGAAGCUCAACAAGGGCUCCAAGCAGCUGGCGACCUCUGUCCCCUCUGCCAUGAAAGAUAAAGUAUUGAUAGCUGAUGACUACUCAGAUCCGUUUGAUGCCAAAAGUGAGUUGAACAGAAUGGGAAAAGGGGAGAACACUGGCUAUAUGGAACCGUAUGAAGCCCAGAGGAUAAUGACUGAGUUUCAGAAGCAGGAAGGCAUGAAGUCCCAUCAGAACAACCUGCAGCUCUAUGACACACCCUAUGAACCAGAAGGCAGUGGUGUGGAAUCCGAUUCUGAAAGUGUGGCGAGUCACCGUUUACGAGAAAACAAAUUGCCCCAGGAUGAUGACAGGCCUGCAGAUGAGUAUGAUCAGCCAUGGGAGUGGAACAAAGUCACCAUCCCAGCUCUGGCAGCCCAAUUUAAUGGAAGUGAGAAAUGGCAAGCAUCUCCCUCUCCCUCAAAUGACCAGCGCAGGCGGUUAAGAGCACCUGGAGGAGGCUUUAAACCCAUCAAACAUGGCAGUCCAGAAUUUUGUGAGAUCCUGGGAGAGAGAAUAGAUCCAACUAUUCAACUGGAAAAACAGAUAUGGUAUCAUGGAGCAAUCAGUCGCACAGAUGCAGAAAACCUGUUACGUUUAUGUAAAGAAUGUAGCUACCUUGUAAGAAAUAGUCAAACAAGCAAGCAUGACUAUUGUCUUUCACUGAAGACCUCCUGAUGCCUUCAUCUUUUGUUGAAAUGUGAACACAGGGUGUGCCAGAGCCUUUCUCUUGUAAUAGAUGGCAGCAGUGGGAACAGCUGUGUGAGGUGUGAUCAAGUGGAUGAUCUGCCUAGCCUGGUGGCAGAGCUACAAGAGGAAGUAGAAAGGUUAAAGAGCAUCAGGGAGUUUGAGAAAGAGGUAGGCUGGUGGAACCAUACUCUGCCCUCCCUUAGACAGAAACAGGAACAGCCACCAGAAAAAAACCAAGAUCAAGGGGAUCCUGUAUCCUCCCCCUGCCAGGCAGAAGGCAGUAGCUUAAAGGAAAGGAGUGAAUGGAGGGAAGUCCAUGCUCAGGGUGGUAGACAAGCCACCUCCUUGCCUACCUCGCCUUCCCAAGUGCCUCCGUACAACAGGUAUGAGGCUUUGGAUGUGGAAGGUCAGUUAAUGGAUGAUGUGAAUGAUGGUCCAUCUACACCAGAGGUGUUGCCAAGGUCAGAAAGGCCUAACCCCUGUAUCAUGACCACCUCCCCAAGGAAGAAAAGAUGGGUUAUAGUUGUAGGUGACUCCCUUCUGAGGGGAACAGAGGGUCCAAUAUGCAGGACAGACCCACCUCUUAGGGAAGUCUGCUGCCUCCCUGGGGCCUGGGUUAAGGGCAUCAGUAGGAAACUUCAUAGCCUGGUUACAGCCCUCGGACUAUUACCCAUUACUGCUCUUCCAUGUGGGUGGCGAUGAAGUCACAACACAUAGUCCAAGGGCAAUCAAAAGAGACUUCAGGGCCUUAGGAUGGUUGGUAAAGGAAUCUGGAGCACAGGUAGUUUUUUCCUCUCUCCUUCCAGUUGUGGGCAGCGACACUGGAAGAAACAGAUGGACCCAGUCUAUUAAUACAUGGCUCUGUGCCUGGUGUCACUGCCACAGUUUCAGGUUUUUCGAUAAUGAGAUUGUCUACAGAGCACCAGGUCUGCUGGCGUUGGAUGGGAUUCACCUUUCUCAAAGGGGGAAGAGGCUCUUAGCUCACAAGCUAGUGGGGCUCACUGGCAGACCUUUAAAGGAGACUUGAAGGGGGAAGGGGAUAAUAUCAUACUUGCCCAUGACAAGCUGUGGGACAACACGCCAAGGUUAGAGGGGCUAGCAAGGGCCCUCAGCCUAUUGCUCUGAGACAUACUGGGUACACCGCAGCACACCUGAAGUCUUACAGAGAUGAGCCAGAGGCUCAUGAGGUAAUAAGAGCCAACAGGGGAACACUGGUGACAUACCUCAAAGGAAUUAAGGUGUGUUCCUCUAAGAAGGUGACAUGGCUGACAGCCCAGCUGAAGUGCGUCUACACCAAUGCAUGCAGCAUGGGCAACAGACAGGAGGAGUUGGAAGCCACCGUGCUUCUAGAAAGCUACAACCUUAGUUGCCAUUACCGAAACGUAGUGGGACGAAUCUCAUGACUGGCGUGCAGCUGCACAGGCUGUUCAGAAGGGGCAGGUGAGGAAGGAGGGGUGAAGGGAUUGCCCUCUACAUCAAGAAAUGGACAGAUUGUGAAGAGCCUUCUCUGAAGAAUAGCCAUGAGCAGGUUGAAAACUUAUAGGUAAGAAUUAGAAACUGGGGAAACAAAGGGAACGUUGUGGAUGGUGUUUACUACAGGCCACCCAGUCAAGGGGAGCCUAUUGACAAAGCCUUCUUACUCCAGCUACAGGAGGCAUCAGGCACGCAGGUUCUCAUUCUGCUGGGUGACUACAACCACCCCAACAUCUUCUGGAAAAGUAGCACAGUGAGCUGUAGGCAAUCCAGGAGACUUCCGGAGUGCAUUGAGAUUAACUACUUACGGCAGGUAAUAGACAGCCCUACCAGAGGGGAUGCGAUACUGGACCUGACGGUCACCAACACAAGUGAGCUAAUCAGAGAUAUCAAGAUUGGAGGCAGCCCAGGCUGCAGUGAUCAUGCACUGGUGGAGCUCACAGUCCUGAGGGAUAUGGGUCAGAUGAAGAGUAAAGUCAGGACCCUGAAUUGUAGGAAAGCAAACUUCCAUCUGUUCAAUAAGUUAGUCAAUAGGACCCCCUGGUAAACUGCCCUCAGGGACAAGGGAGCAGAACAGAGCUGGCAAAUCUUUAAGGAUGCUUUUCACAGAGCAUGAGAGUUCUUGCUCCCCAAGUGUAAGAAAUCAGGAAAGGAAGGCAAGAGACAGGCAUGGAUGAGUGGAGACCUGCUGGUCAAACUAAAAAGCGAGGAGGAAAUGCACAGGGAAGCAGGACAGGUAUCCUGGGAAGAGUAUAGGGACGCUGCCUGGUUGUGUAGGGAUGAGGUCAGGAAGGCCAAGGCGUAGCUGGAGCUGAACUUGGCAAGGAACGCAAAGGGCUUCUAUAGGUAUGUCAGCCAGAAAAGGAAGGCUAAAGAAAGUGUACACCCCAAUGAAUACAACUGGCAAACUGGUAACAACGGACGAGGAGAAGGCUGAGGUACUUAACAUCUUUUUUGCCUCAGUCUUCACUGGCAAUCUCUUCCCACACCUCUUGAGUGGAUGGACCUCAAGGCAGGGACUGGGGGAGCAAAGUCCCUCACACUGUAAGAGAAGAUCAGAUUUGUGACCACCUGAGGAACCUGAACAUACGUAAGUCUAUGGCACCUGAUGAGCUGCAUCCCAGAGUCCUGAGGGAAUUGACUGAUGUAGUUGCAAAGCCACUGUCCAUGGUAUUUGAAAAGUCAUGGCAGUCAGGUGAAGUCCAACCAUAUCCUGGGCUGCAUAAGAAGAAGCAUGGCCAGCAGGUCGAGGAAGGUGAUUCUACCCCUCUACUCCGCUCUGGUGAAACCCCACCUGGAGUAUUGCAUCCAGCUCUGGAGUCCUCAGUACAAGAAAGACAUGGACCUGUUGGAGCAGGUCCAGAGGAGCACCACAAAAGUGAUCAGAGGGAUGGAACACCUCUCCUAUGAGGAAAGGCUGAGAGAGUUGGGGUUGUUCAGCCUGGAGACGGGUCUGGGGAGACCUUAUUGUGGCCUUUCAUUAUUUAAAGGGGGCUUAUAAGAAAGAUAGGGACAGACUCUUUAGUAGGGCCUGCUUUGAUACAACACAGGGUAAUGGGUUUAAACUAAAAGAGGGUAGAUUCAGACUCAAUAGAAGGAAGACAUUUUUUACAGUGAGGGUGGUGAAACACUGGAACAGGUUGCCCAGAGAGGUGGUAGAUGCCCCAUCCCUGGAAACAUUCAAGGUCAGGUUGGAUGGGGCUCUGAGCAACCCAAUCUAGUUGAAGAUGUCCCUGCUUAUUGCAGGUGGUGUUGGACUAGAUGACCUUUAAAGGUCCCUUCCAACCCAAACUAUUCUAUCAUUCUGUGAUUCUAUUCUUGAUAUACUUUGUGUCCCAAUGGGUUUCUAGCUUGAGUAGUCCUAUGUCUUCCCCUGUUUCAUGGUAAGAGAGAUUUCAAGCCUCUGUUCCUUCACAGUUUUGUUGACUUUAGUGAAUAAGCUAGGAAGUCUACCAGUGGUGCAGCCAAUGUUCAGGUGGCUUUGAACUCUUUCCAGUGCCUCAUCUUAUUCACAUAAGACACUCUGUUUCACCUCAUAUUUUCACCAGGACAGAUGUAUGGCUUGUACAGAAGUGCUCAAACAAGGUGUGUGGGGGGUUGUUUGUAGAGUUAACCGUAGACUCAAUGGCAACCAGCCAUCCCUUCUUCAGAUUGUACUGAGGAUGUGUAUAGCCUAGUUCAUGGUGGUGAUCCCACUGCUGGAAGUAAAAUUGCUUCUGUUUACAGAAAAGAGCCCCUGAAACAUUCAAUUGUAGACUUAAGUUGCUGGCUGAUACCACUGGCAGGCAGUUAAUUUCUGUUAUGAUCCAUCCCUAGGAUAAGAGUAGGAUAUGCAACUGGACUUCACUUUUAAAAAAAUCAUAAAGGAGCUGCAGGCAUUGGGCUGCUGGCAUGAGCAUGCUUGGGGUUGUGUGUAGGUGCCUGACUGCAGUGGUUUUGAUAAAGCCAACCAAAUAAGAGACUCUUUGUAAUAAUGCACUUGUCCUGCAACUGCUACACAGAACCUGACCAUGUGUUGCUGUACCAAUCCAGUGCCCCACUUGCCACAUGGGACUG